AUGGAUAGUUCGUUAGCAAAUGAGUCAAGUGAUAAUAUAGUGAUAUCAGACAAUUGGGUUCCUCGUGUUGGUAUGGAAUUCGACUCGAUGGAUCAUGCUUGGAAUUUUUGGUUAGAAUAUGGAGGUAAGAUGGGUUUUAAUGUUCGCAAACAUUAUGAGAACAAGAAUAAGAAUGGACAAGUGACUUCUCGAAGAUUUUUGUGUUCGAAAGAGAGUUUUCGCCUAUCUGACAAACGAGAUCAUUUGACGACUAAUCCUCGGGCUGAAACAAGAACUGGUUGUAUGGUUCGUAUUGGAAUUAUUAUAAUUAAGCCUACAGGAAAAUAUCGAGUUCAUGAAUUUGUAUCCGAACACAAUCAUGUACUUCACUGUCCAGGAACUAGCUACUUGUUGUCAUCACAAAGGAAGAUAACGGAAGUACAAGCUGUUGAAAUUAAACUUGCUGAUGAUUAUGGAAUUAGGCCUAGAGCAGCUCAUGAGUUUAUUGGUGCACAUGUCGGUGGAUCAAACAAUCUUGUUUCCUUUGACACUACAUUUGGUACAAAUAAAGAACAUCGACCACUUGGUGUAUUUGUUGGUUUUAACCAUUUCAGGGAGACGACGGUUUUUGGUGCAAUUCUUUUGUAUGAUGAAACAACUGAAUCUUUUAAGUGGUUGUUUGAAACAUUUCUAGCAACACAUGGAAAUAAGCAUCCAAAGACAAUCUUCACUGACCAAGAUAUCGCUAUGGGAAAGGCUAUUGCAGAGGUGAUGCCAAAGCAUCAAUUAAGUGAAAGCUUCAACAAGGAUUUAAAAGGUUAUCUAAAAUGCGCUUUGGAUAUAAUGCGUUUUUUUAAACAAUUUGAGAGGGUUGUUGGGAUAAAGCGGCAAAAUGAGACAAACAAUGAGUUUGAUUCGCGGGAAAAACUGCCAAGAAUUAAGAUGCGGAGAUCACCUUUACUUAGGCAAGUUGGCCAAAUUUAUACUCCUAAUAUAUUUGAAGCUUUUCAAGAUGAGUAUGAUUGGUCAAUGGCAGCUUAUAUUAAGCAGCCUGUUGAAGGUCAACUAAGAAAUGAAUAUAGAGUUGCAAUUUCAGACCUUGAAACUGAUAACUCUAUUGAUAAAGAAUACCAAGUGUUGAGUGAUCCCUUGACUGAAACAAUUUCGUGUAGUUGCAAAAUAUUUGAAAGAUUGGGAAUAUUGUGUGCUCAUGCAUUGAAAGUCCUUGAUACUAUGAAUAUUAAGUUGGUUCCUGCGAAAUAUAUUUUAAAACGCUGGACUAGAGAAGCAAGGGCUGAAACUGUGCAGGAUAUUUCUGGGAGGAUUAUUUGA
Messenger RNA from Spinacia oleracea (spinach), 1311 nucleotides. RefSeq names its product protein FAR1-RELATED SEQUENCE 7-like. NCBI's taxonomy places the organism in Eukaryota, Viridiplantae, Streptophyta, Magnoliopsida, Caryophyllales, Amaranthaceae. The record is from RefSeq and is a predicted model, not a curated record. Bases 1 to 1311 code for a protein of 436 amino acids. Gene Ontology annotation, molecular function: zinc ion binding. The transcript is spliced from 3 exons.